GCCGCCGCCCGCCGCCCGUCGCCCGGCAUGCCGGCUGUAUGGACAGUGUGGCCGAGCAGCGGUUGACAGCCGCCAGCCUGCCCGCGCCGCACCUGGAGCACUACAGCGUCCUGCAUUGCACCAUGACCUUGGAUGUGCAGACGGUGGUCGUCUUCUCCGUCAUCGUGCUGCUGCUGCUCGUGAACGUCAUCCUCAUGUUCUUCCUGGGCACCCGCUGA
Heteronotia binoei (common prickly gecko) is the source of this 218-nucleotide messenger RNA. RefSeq lists its product as uncharacterized. The record is from RefSeq and is a predicted model, not a curated record. The coding region runs from base 39 to 218 and encodes 59 amino acids. Lineage: Eukaryota; Metazoa; Chordata; Lepidosauria; Squamata; Gekkonidae. The transcript has a single exon.